AUGGGUCGGAGGGUUUGGGCAGCCUUGGGGGCCGGCCUGGCGCUGUGCCUGUGCUGGCCGGACUGCUUCGCUGUUUCUCGAGUAGAAGCGCCGAGGAUACGCCCUGUCCAUGGGACGCCCGCGGCUCCUCCGCGCGCUGCCGGUGCCACGCUGUCCACCCUGGCCGGCACCGGAACCGUGCUGCUGGCGCUGGGCGCGGCGUCCAGGCUCAGUGUCUCCGCGAGAGCAGACUCUGUGAAGCUCUUCUCGCCGGCGAAGGUGAAUCUCUUCUUGAGGAUCAUCCGCAGAAGGCCGGACGGAUAUCAUGAUCUGGCAUCGCUUUUCCAGACGGUUGCCUUUGGAGACACCCUGGAAAUUGAGGCGUUGCCAGAGGGUGCCGAGAAGGACGAGUUGGAGUGCAACCUGCCUGGGGUGCCGGUGGACGACUCCAACCUCGUGAUCCGAGCGCUGAAGCUCUUCCGGAAGAAGAGCGGCUUUCGCACCUUCUUCAGGGUGAACUUGGAAAAGGAAAUUCCCGCGCAGGCUGGAAUGGGUGGUGGAAGCAGCAACGCAGCCACAGCCUUCUUUGGUGCCAACCUGCUCUGCGGCAUGAAGGCCUCGCCUGAGGACUUGAUCAGUUGGGCUGACGAUCCAGUCAUUGGCUCCGAUGCGACCUUCUUCCUCUCCGAAGGCACUGCAUACUGCACGGGAAGAGGUGAGAUCGUGACGCCGAUAGACGGGCUGCCUAUCAAGGAUGGGCUCAGCGUGUUCCUGGUCAAGCCGAACUACGGACUGUCCACCGGCAAAGUCUUCAAGGCCAUGGACCUUGAGGCGUUGAGCAAAGUGGACCCGGAGGCCUUCGGCUGA
This is a messenger RNA of Effrenium voratum, 846 nucleotides long. The record is from the annotation of a GenBank genome assembly. NCBI's taxonomy places the organism in Eukaryota, Dinophyceae, Suessiales, Symbiodiniaceae.